AUGCGAUUCAUGAUUCGAGGAACCUACCAGCGAAUCGUCCAACAGCCAUUAUCAUCAUCAUGUACUACCGAUACUACCAGUACUACUGCCAAUAAGGAAGAUGUCUACAGUUGUUUUCGAGGAGAACGUUUCCAUGUCCCGCAAUAUUGGAAUCCGCUUCUCGUCGAUUGCCUCUUUCGCUGUUCCUUUGCACUCCUCUUUUUGAGCAUGCUAUUCUCCUUGGUCUGCUUCCUCGUCGGCAUAUGGACCGUGGGUAGCCAGUUUGCGGUCAUUCAUGCCUGCGGGAUUGCCGCCACCACAGUACAAAAGGUCUUUUGCUUGGAAUUGGACUGGCUCGGAUUUCCACAAGUCAAGUGCGGCAAAGAUUUUCAUAUUCUAUGCAAGGAAUGGUCGGACGUUGACUUUACCGGCAUUCUCUGGAGUGGAUUCUUGGCCUUUGUCAUUCACUUUUACUUGGUGGCAUCCACCGGAUUUGCGGCGCACCAACGACGCUCCAUUCCCGCUCUCUUGGCACAGUACAACUUGGUCGUGCAAUCCGUGCAACGACCGGAACAACCAGAACAAACACCGCCACCACCAUCCAAACAACCACAACUAUCCGAACAACCACUAACGAUAGUAGAGAGGACAGCUGGCUCUGUCGCAACCUAA
Messenger RNA from Seminavis robusta, 651 nucleotides. NCBI's taxonomy places the organism in Eukaryota, Bacillariophyta, Bacillariophyceae, Naviculales, Naviculaceae. The record is from the annotation of a GenBank genome assembly.